This is a messenger RNA of Lasiodiplodia theobromae, 2076 nucleotides long. RefSeq names its product Lipase class 3. NCBI's taxonomy places the organism in Eukaryota, Fungi, Ascomycota, Dothideomycetes, Botryosphaeriales, Botryosphaeriaceae. Bases 1 to 2076 code for a protein of 691 amino acids. Gene Ontology annotation, biological process: neutral lipid catabolic process; multivesicular body membrane disassembly; piecemeal microautophagy of the nucleus. The transcript has 2 exons. The record is from RefSeq and is a predicted model, not a curated record. Gene Ontology annotation, molecular function: glycerophospholipase activity.
AUGACUAGCAAGCAUCACUUCGGCAGCUCUGCCGGCCGCGCCUUCAUCACCACGCUGCUCUCCCUCGCAGCUCUCAACCCCGCCCGAGCCGAUUUCGCUCCCCAGCACGGCGAUGGAUAUGGCAUCCUCCCUGUGCUCCCUCCCGGCACUCCCAACGAAGAUGCAUCCAGGCAGCAGCUGGCAAGGGAUAUGGACUUCACGCUGAAGCACAUCUUCCACCACGGAACCCACAAGUACCCGGGCCUGCACCGCCGUCUAGAUAUCCACCCUGAUGCUCCCCUGUGGGUCGCCUCCGAGGACGACCCUACUCGGCGGGAGCCCGCCCCGCGCCUCCGCGCUCGCUCGCAGGCCCUCAACAUCGAGCGCCUUGCAGACCGGAGCCCCGAAGCUAUUAAUCACAUCCUCGAAACAAAGCGCCUGACCGGGCGGGAGGUCGUCCUCCCUGCCAACGCCUGGACUGUCGACGAGAUCGCCGGUCCUAAUGUGACGGACAAAGAGAGUGUUCUUACCUUCGCGAGAAUGGCGGCAAAUGCCUACGUGACCGAUCCCACCAAGCCUGACUGGUCGGAUGUAAGUGGAGGCUUCAACUACACCGAGGACUUUGGUUGGGAGGCAGACGGUCUUCGUGGCCACAUCUUCGCCGAUACCACAAACUCCACCGUCGUCAUCGGCCUCAAGGGUACUUCACCAGCCGUCUUCGAUGGCUCUGAAACGACCACUAACGAUAAGGUGAACGACAACCUCUUCUUUGGAUGCUGCUGUGGCCAAGGCGGCUCCUACAUGUGGCUACAGGUCUGUGACUGCAUGACGUCUACCUAUAGCUGCAACUCGACUUGCCUGGUGGAGAACAUCAAGGAGAAGGGGAAGAACCGCUACUACUACGCCGUUCAGGAUCUCUACCACAACGUCACUUCUCUGUAUCCCGAUGCUGACAUCUGGAUUGCCGGACACUCUCUCGGAGGAGCCACGGGCAGUCUUCUUGGCCUGACCUACGGCCUUCCCGUCAUUACCUACGAGGCCCCUGGCGAGGCUAUGGCAGCAUCGCGACUGGGACUGCCUACCCCGCCAGACUACCACCUUGGCAGACAUCAAGACAGGACAGGCUCUGGCGUCUACCAUUUUGGCCAUACGGCAGAUCCUAUGUACAUGGGUCUGUGCAACACGGCGACCUCCGUGUGCACCAUUGCUGGUUAUGCUAUGCAAAGCGUCUGUCACUCUGGAUCGGUGUGCACUUAUGAUACCGUCGGAGACCUUGGCUGGCGUGUAGGUGCCGGAACGCACCGGAUCCAGGAAGUCAUUCAUGACGUUAUCGAAAAAUACGACGAAGUUCCUCCGUGCACCCCGGACAUUAGUUGCACAGACUGUUUCAACUGGAAGUUUUACGAGAGCAAUGGCUCCGACACGACGACGAGCUCCAGGAGUAGCACGGCGACGACAACUCCCUCGAGGACCGAAACCUGCAAGACACCAGGCUGGUGGGGAUGUCUUGACGAGAGUACUACGUCUGGUCCCAUGACCACUUCGACUAGCAUCAUUACGUCGACGACUUGUGAUACUCCCGGAUGGUUCGGUUGCAACGACAAGACCACCCAUACGGUUAUCACAACCUCCACAAGCAUUUUCCCCGUCCCUACUACGACCACGACUACUACUACCUCGACCACUUCGACUUCAGAGACCACCUCAACCACCACAUGCGAGACUCCCGGUUGGUUCGGCUGCAACGACCCCACGACUACAACGACGUCCACAACGACUUCCACGACGUCGUCUAGCUCCACGUCAACAUCCAGCUGCGCGACACCUGGCUGGUUUGGCUGCAACGACUCAUCCACAACGACCACGACCACGUCGGCAACCUCUGCCACCCCCAAGCCAUCCUUGAGUUCUGUGCCCUCGAGUACCGCAGCCUCGACCACUUCGAGCUGCACCUCCAAGAACUGGUUCGGCCUUAUCUGCGUUGAUCCUUCGCCAACCGACACACCGGCUCCAGCUCCGACGUCGCACCACCAGAAGUGCGCCCACAGGAACUGGCUCGGGCGCUGCAAGGAGUGGGAAGAUGAAGAUGAACUGUGA